AUGUACAAGAACUACAUGGACCCAAACCUCAUCACGCCACUCCUGGAUGCAACAGGCGAAGAACUUCUUCUAGUGAUUGACUCAUGUCCCAGCGAAAUACAGACACUACUCAUGUCUUCACGCACCUGGGGUAGCGAUACCAUCGGGUCUCCGUUCUGGAUUCUGACUGGCGCAUCUCUCAAUUCUCAUGAUCCAGAAGCCGGUGGCUCGGAGGCUUAA
Colletotrichum higginsianum IMI 349063 is the source of this 219-nucleotide messenger RNA. RefSeq lists its product as uncharacterized. The transcript has a single exon. NCBI's taxonomy places the organism in Eukaryota, Fungi, Ascomycota, Sordariomycetes, Glomerellales, Glomerellaceae. The coding region runs from base 1 to 219 and encodes 72 amino acids. The record is from RefSeq and is a predicted model, not a curated record.